Messenger RNA from Lodderomyces orthopsilosis Co 90-125, 1134 nucleotides. RefSeq lists its product as uncharacterized. Bases 1 to 1134 code for a protein of 377 amino acids. NCBI's taxonomy places the organism in Eukaryota, Fungi, Ascomycota, Pichiomycetes, Serinales, Debaryomycetaceae. The record is from RefSeq and is a predicted model, not a curated record. The transcript has a single exon.
AUGACAGGGGCCAACAGUUUAUUAGAUGAGAAGCGACCAGCCACUGCACUCCACCGAGUUCUUGAGAAGGUUGUAUCUAUGUCCGGUUUUGGAGCACCAGCAAGUACACAGCUGCACAAUGACAAUACCGUCACCGGUGAACACUCAGCAAAGCUAUCAAGAUCAUCAUCAUACAAGAUCAAUCAAAAAUUAGGCAAGCUCAUAAAGCUAAACAUAAAGACAAAGAAAUUAGAGAAAGGGUUUUUGAACGAUACCAACCUUUGGGCAGAUUUCAUUCCUACACAAGAUUGCUCACUGAUCAUCAAGGAUUUCAACUUCAUCUUUUCAGCCCAGACUAGUUCAAGUGCUCAAUUGAAUGAAAAAUUGGAGAAGAUCAAAUUGAGUUUAUCAUUUGUCAGCGAGCGUGAAAAGAAACAAAAGGAGUUACUUUAUUCCAAAAUCAAAUUGGAAAAGCAGUUGAAAGAGAAUAAAGCACGAGUUGGUCCUAAAGCAUCGUCAACUGUUUUGAUUAUUGAAAAGUUGGAGGAGGUGGAUUGCAGCUUACAAGUGGUUGAACAGCAAUUUGUUCGGUCAAUAUCUAAUGACUUGAAAGAGAGCAUUAUUGACUACAUUUACACCUUACAUUCAACAUCACGCAAGUUGAAUGAAGUGUGUGAGGAUUUUAUUGAAUGUGUGAAUUCAUUGGAGCAAAGCCACUCGAUCAAUGGGUUAGAACAAAGUAAUUUUGCCAAUGGAUUUAGUCAUUGUUUGAGAGACGGUGAACUUGGUCGAACAUCGCCAACAAGAUUAUCAAAAUUAGCAUUAAGAAGGAAAUCACCCCAAUUUCCACAGCAUUAUAGUGAUAAUGACCAAAUUAAGUUGAAAAAUUACGAUUUGCCUACUCCCCAAUCAUCUUGCGCUGAAUGCAAAAAAGUUCCUUGUAUGCAUACCGACCAAGACAAUGGUACUCAACCUUUAAAGUCAAACCAAGCUUCCCAACCUCCAUCCCUACCUUCUCAAGAGCAAAACUUAAACAUUAGACGUACGUUUUCUAAAAUUUAUCCAUUACAAUCGCAAGCAAACCUGCAUUUUGGAGAAGAGUUCCGCCACGAUCAACUCAGGGACAAUUCAAUUCUUGAUGAUCAUUGGAGUUAA